Molecule: messenger RNA, 849 nt
Organism: Puma concolor (puma)
Lineage: Eukaryota; Metazoa; Chordata; Mammalia; Carnivora; Felidae
Source: RefSeq, a predicted model, not a curated record
AUGCUAGACCCUGGGGAUCCAAGACGGGGAAGAGCGGCCCUGAUGGACAAGAACGGACAUCUGGCCAUGCUGGGCUUAGAUGCCACCACAGGGUUCAGGGAGGACGAGGAGAGUGCUCAGCGUGCUCCAGAUGCACAAGUCCUGGCCAGCACCAAGCCCGUCCAGCCUCCGAGCCUGCGCCCUUGCCGUCUGCCAUGCCCGGACGCCUUCUCCAGCUCCACGAGGAAACAUCUCCGUCUUGUUAUUCAAAUCCUAGAGCACCUGUCAGAGCUCCUGACAAGCCUUCUCUGGCCACUCAAGGAUACAGGUGUAGGUAAAUCCAGCAUCGUAUGGCGGUUCGUGGAAGACAGUUUUGAUCCAAACAUCAACCCAACAAUAGGGGCAUCUUUUAUGACCAAGACUGUCCAGUACCAAAAUGAGCUACACAAAUUCCUAAUCUGGGAUACAGCUGGACAAGAACGAUUCCGUGCCUUAGCACCCAUGUACUACCGAGGGUCGGCUGCAGCUAUAAUUGUUUAUGAUAUCACAAAAGAAGAGACAUUUUCAACAUUAAAGAACUGGGUGAGGGAGCUCCGGCAGCAUGGCCCGCCCAAUAUUGUGGUUGCCAUAGCAGGAAAUAAGUGUGAUCUUAUCGACGUCAGAGAAGUCAUGGAGAGAGACGCGAAGGACUACGCCGACUCCAUCCAUGCGAUUUUUGUGGAGACCAGCGCGAAAAACGCAAUAAACAUAAAUGAACUCUUUAUAGAAAUUAGUCGAAGAAUUCCGUCCGCCGACGCCAGCCCACCAUCUGGCGGGAAGGGCUUCAAGCUCCGGAGACAGCCUUCCGAGCCGCAGCGAAGCUGCUGCUGA